This is a messenger RNA of Colletotrichum karsti, 2208 nucleotides long. RefSeq names its product mechanosensitive ion channel. Gene Ontology annotation, cellular component: membrane. Gene Ontology annotation, biological process: intracellular calcium ion homeostasis; calcium ion transmembrane transport. The record is from RefSeq and is a predicted model, not a curated record. Lineage: Eukaryota; Fungi; Ascomycota; Sordariomycetes; Glomerellales; Glomerellaceae. The transcript has 6 exons. The coding region runs from base 1 to 2208 and encodes 735 amino acids. Gene Ontology annotation, molecular function: calcium channel activity.
AUGGCUGCAGCCGCGGUUCAGCAAAUCCUCCCUUCGCGUACAGAGGACUCCACGCCAGCAACCCAGCAGCAUCCCACCAAGUCUAUCUCUCAGUCGGCAACAAAGAAAGACGUCCGAGCGGACUUGUAUUACUACAAAGAGAACGAGGAUGGCUCGCCGCCGCACCCAACCUAUGUCGACAAACCUGAAACCUACGAAAGGCCCUUCGAGACUCACAAUGUGACUAUCGAAGAUGUGACUGGAAAGGAGGAAGACUACAGUUUGGACAAGAAUGGGUUUCAAAUCCAUCGCCAUCAGGCUAUCGAGAAGGACUUUCUCGAUGAAGCUCAGAUCAGAUCAGGCUACUACCAAGAGGUUGAAGAGUUGUUGAAAAGCGUCACAUACACAACUUCGCAGACGGACCCAAUCUCACCACAGGACUCACCAGCUAAAGGCUGGACGGAUUCCAAAGCAUACCAGCCUGUUCCCGGGACUCGCGAGAUCGAAAGCCUCGAAGGAUAUCAGAAUGACGCAGGGGCACAACAACAACCCGUUCCGGCAGUCGUCCUCGCCCGGCACAGGCGUCGCCUGUUUUGUUGGGCUCUCCGUUACUUCCUCAUCGCGGUUGUUAUUUUUGUCGCCUUGCUCAUUCCAACCAUCGUAUUGAGUGAUGAUGCCGAGUUCGCCGAAGACAGUACCGCUGAACCUAUUCAGUCGAAGCAAGCUAAGAUCUUCGUUUUCUACAUAUGCCUCUGGCUGAUGGUUACAUGGAUUGGGGCAGUGUUUUUCGAUCUUCUUGGGCUUGGUUUUCCAUACCUCUUCAGAUUCGUUGCCAGAUACGUAAACUCUUCCCACCAGAAGUAUUGGAGAGUUUUCAAGUUCAUGAGACGUCCGAUCGCGUUUCUUGGGACUACGAUUAUCACAUACGUCUUCUUCGCUGCGUGUAUAGUGAGCAACAACCUUCUGGCAGUCAACUUCAACAAGCCUCCAGAUGCCUUCUGGUGGGAUGACGUGGUAGCCGAUGUAUUGGAGCAGUUGACACUGUGGAUUAGCUUCUACUUCAUUGAGAAGCUCUUCAUAUCCUACAUCACCAUUCACUACCACUAUCGAGGCGAUAACGUCAAGCUUACACGGACGAAAGACCUCCACAACGCCCUCAUCACACUUUACGAAGCAUCCGUCUAUCUGCACCCACCUCAUCGUGCCUUAUUUGCGCAGGAGGACAUGUUGAUCCGGAACGCGAAAGGCGACGUACAGUCUUCCGGUCGCACCAGGGUCUCCAGUUAUCUUGCGCGAAUGGGUAUCGACGGCUACAAGAUGACAAGUCUCUUUGGUAACUUCAUUUCCGACGAGCCGAACGCCCACUGGCUUCGACCAGCUAGUUCCUACGCAGUCAUUGAGCGUGCGUGGGCCAACCCAACAUCAGCCACGGCCUUGGCGAGACGCAUAUGGCUGCCCCUAGUUGCUGAGGGGAAGUCGGGUCUUACUGUCAACGACAUCAUUGAUGUCUUGGGCCCUUACCGUCGAGAUGAGGCCAUCAAAAUAUUCAAGACUCUGAACGAAAACAACAGCCCCGACAUUCGGAUUGAGGAGUUCAUUGGUAUUGUGACAGAGGCUGGGCGUACCCGGCAGAACAUUUACCGGAACAUGACCAACAUGGAUCACUGCAUCAACACAUUCGACUGGUUUCUGCUCCUCAUUAUCGCAGCAGUGAUGAUCUUCUUUAUCAUGGUUGCAUAUGUUCCUGCUAUCAAGCAGAUUCAGACAAUUUUGUCCAGUCUGGCAAUUGGUCUUUCGUUUGCUGUCGGGAGGACCUUCCAUCACCUACUAGUUGGUAUUGUGUUCGUCUUCUUCGACCACCCUUACGAUGUCGGGGAUGUCGUAAACAUUUACAACCUCGCUGCCACCGCUAGCACUCAAUGUAUUGUAAAGCGGCAGUCGCUCCUUUACACUGUCUUCAGACGGCUUGAUAACGGAUGCGACCUCCAAAUCUCCAAUGAUCGACUAUCCCAGAAGAGGAUCGAGAACUUCUCAAGAUCGGGUAUCAAUCGCCAAGGCAUCUCCAUGUUCGUGGACUUCAGGACUGGUUUCAAGGACAUAGUGCGACUACGCACGAUAAUGGAGGAGUUCUUGGCCGAAAACCCCCGAGACUACGUCCCAGACAGUUUGGGACUCAAUGUGAACUGGGUCAAAAUAUCAAGAAAGAGAAAGACCGUCGGCAAGGUUUGA